Messenger RNA from Aspergillus sclerotioniger CBS 115572, 801 nucleotides. RefSeq lists its product as uncharacterized. The transcript has a single exon. Bases 142 to 591 code for a protein of 149 amino acids. NCBI's taxonomy places the organism in Eukaryota, Fungi, Ascomycota, Eurotiomycetes, Eurotiales, Aspergillaceae. The record is from RefSeq and is a predicted model, not a curated record.
AAAACUUUCUGAUCCAAUUGGAUACCUCACCAAUUAUUUAUUCAUUGCUUUCAGUCCACAAUUUACUGACAGCUCUCAAGACCCCAUCUAGCACUGUAAACAAUCACACCCAAGUCACAUCACCCAACGAUCCCAAAAGGUAUGCUUACAACUUUCAAUUACACCACAGCCACAUCACACACCGACAAUGAUGACAACAAGUCAAUCCAUUCAAUGAUCUCCUCUGGAGAACCGCCCCUCGAGCCUUUAAUCAUUCAACAAGGUUUUGCACAUGAGCACAAUGAUCUACUUUUUCCAUCUCCCUUAUACUGGACCUUACUGCUCACCAUCAUCUCUUCGGGGAUGAUCGGCAGGCAGUUCAAGGGAGGAAGGUUGUGGAGUUUGGGAAGGGGUAGGCUAUAUUGUUGUUGUUCCGCAUUGUCGUCGUUGCUUCGUUUGCUGUGCUUGACUUGUGUCAGGGCCUUUUUCCCGGCUCGCCGUUCGUUUUGGAUGGCGUGUUGGGGGAUCGGAAUUGGCAGGGGAAGGGAUGAAUUUACCGGCUUGGCUGAGUUCUACUUUACACUUCUCUAUAUUCUUCUCUGGAGGGAGUAGAGUUGCUGUCUGCCUUUGCAUCGUAACCACGUUUAGUUGGGUGGAGCGUGAGCUGACUAUGUCUGCCUGCAGAGUUUACCUUUUUGGGUUGUUCACCAAUCUUCUUCAUAGCUAGUUUUGUAGUAAUUUUCAUAUUUCGAUCUGAAUUCAAUAUCUGCUGCAUUCGGAUAAUUAACCCCCGUGUAUUCCCUGUAGAACCUAAGCACUAGG